This is a messenger RNA of Suhomyces tanzawaensis NRRL Y-17324, 3198 nucleotides long. RefSeq names its product glutamate dehydrogenase (NAD(+)) (gene GDH2). Gene Ontology annotation, molecular function: L-glutamate dehydrogenase (NAD+) activity. NCBI's taxonomy places the organism in Eukaryota, Fungi, Ascomycota, Pichiomycetes, Serinales, Debaryomycetaceae. The record is from RefSeq and is a predicted model, not a curated record. The coding region runs from base 1 to 3198 and encodes 1065 amino acids. The transcript has a single exon. Gene Ontology annotation, cellular component: mitochondrion.
AUGACUGCCGUCACGGAACCAGAUAUUCAGAACCUCACGUUGGCCAAGACCGUCUCCAACGAGUCGUCGUCCGCCCCAUCGUUAAAACACGGCUACAUCGAUAGUCCUUUCUCCGGCAAGAAAGACCAGUACGAACAAGUUCUCGACAUCUUGGACUCCACCGGUUUCAUCCCUGAGUCCUUGAUUGAGUCCGAGGCCCGCUGGUUCUACGAAUGCUUGGGCAUCGACGAUGUGUUCUUUGCCAGAGAAUCGGCAGAAGGGAUUGCUGGUCAUAUCCAUUCACUUUACUCCUGUAAGGUCCAGGCCUACGCAGCAGGAGUUUCCGAGUCCGACCGUCCAUUGAUCCAAUACAAGCGCGAGGCCGACGACCACGCCGUGUUCUUCGUUUCUUCCACCCCAGGAUCUACCACCACCGCUGCUGGUCGCGAUCUCUACGAGGAAAGAAUCGAUGACAAGUACAUCGACCCCUCAUCUCCUACCACCCAGAGUUACAGAGCAGAAUACUUCUCGGCUCCAUUGAAUUACCAGUCCGACCCUAUCUUGUCCGGAGUUUACCAAAUCAACAAGUCCCUUCCAAACCAACUUGUGAAAUGUUUCUUCGUGUACAAGAACCAGUACCCUGAGUCCGCCGAAACCAUCAGUGCUAAUGAAACCGACAUCAACAAGAUUGGUGACACCACCUUCUUGAAGAUCGCUUCCGACAACACCAAGAAGUUGUAUUCCAAGGUCAUUGAGUCGGUGAUCAACACCACCGGUCCAGUUAUUCAACACUUCCCAAUUGAAGACUCCGAAGAAUACAGAGUGGUUAUCGGUUACAGACAAAAGACCUCGGCCAGAUACAACUCGGCCUUGUCGGACUUGGCCAACUACUACAAGCUUCAAACCAGCAGAAAGUACGUGGAACAGUUCGCCAAUGGUGUUACCAUCAUUUCCAUGUACGUCACUUCUAAGCAAAAGAAGAACCCAGUGGAUUUGUCCAUCUACCAGGUGAUCAAGGAAGCUUCUCUUUUGUACUGUAUUCCUCACAACUUCUUCCACCACAGAUUCACCAACGGUGAAUUGUCCUUGCAAGAAAGUAUCUAUGCUCAAUCUGGUGUUAUUUUCGUUACCCACUUCUUGAACAGAUUGGGUCCUGAGUACACCAAGUUGCAAUCUUUGUUGGAUGCUUCCAAGUCUAACCAAAACGCCGAAGUGUUGAACUCCUUGAAGAAGAGAUUGAGAGCUGAGACUUACACUCAAAACUACAUUCAAGAAGUUUUCGACACCAGACGUGAUAUCGUCAGAAAGUUGUACCGUCAAUUUGCUGAUGUUCACUACAUCCGUUCUUCCAUGGAGAAGACUCUUUCCUACCAAAGAUUGUCUCAAAUCACUCCAGUUGGUUCUGAAGAAGAGUUUGAAAAGUUGUUGAGCCGUGAAUGUUCCCAAAACGAACACCAUGCCAUCGUUUUGAGAGCAUUGUACGUCUUCAACAAGUCUAUUUUGAAGACCAACUUCUACACUUCUACCAAGGUUGCUCUUUCUUUCAGAUUAGACCCAUCUUUCUUACCAGAAUCUGAGUACCCUGAAAAGCCUUACGGUAUGUUCUUCGUUGUCGGUAGUGACUUCAGAGGUUUCCACAUCAGAUUUAGAGACAUUGCUAGAGGUGGUAUCAGAAUUGUUAAGUCUAGAUCUGUCGAUGCUUACCAUGUCAACGCUAGAAACUUGUUUGACGAGAACUACAAUCUUGCCAACACCCAACAAAGAAAGAACAAGGAUAUCCCAGAAGGUGGUUCCAAGGGUGUUAUCUUAUUGGACCCUGGUGCAGCCCAAGACCGUCCAAAGGCUUGUUUCGAAAAGUACAUCGACUCUUUGAUCGACUUGUUGUUGAAACAACACAUUCCAGGUGUCAAGGAAUCCUACGUUGACUUGCUCAACAGACCAGAAAUUUUGUUCUUGGGUCCUGAUGAAGGUACCGCUGGUUACACCGACUGGGCUACCUUGCACGCUAGAGCUAGAGGUGCUCCAUGGUGGAGAUCUUUCUUGACUGGUAAGAGUCCACAAAUUGGUGGUAUUCCUCACGAUGAGUACGGUAUGACCACCUUGUCUGUCAGAGCUUACGUCAACAAGAUCUACGAAAAGUUGAACAUUGACGAUGCUAAGAUCAGAAAGUUCCAAACUGGUGGACCAGAUGGUGAUUUGGGAAGUAACGAAAUUCUCUUAUCCAGAAACGAAAACUACGUUGGUAUUGUUGACGGUUCCGGUGUUAUUGCUGACCCUAAUGGUCUCGACAAGCAAGAAUUGUUAAGAUUGGCCAAGGAAAGAAAGAUGAUUGAACACUACGACAGAUCUAAGUUGUCUAAAGAUGGUUAUGUUGUCUUGGUUGAUGAUGUCGACAUCGUAUUGCCAAACGGUAUUACUGUUGGUAAUGGUGUCACCUUCAGAAACACUUUCCACUUGAAAUUGCAAGAACAAUUUGGUGCUGACGGAGUUGAUUUGUUUGUCCCAUGUGGUGGUAGACCAGGUGCAAUUGACACCAAUAACGUCCAUGAAUUAAUCAACGCCAAGACUGGUAAGCCUGUUGUUCCAUACUUCGUUGAAGGUGCCAACUUGUUCAUUACCCAAUCCGCUAAGCUCGUUUUGGAGAAGGCUGGUAUUAUCAUCUUCAAGGAUGCUUCUACCAACAAGGGUGGUGUCACUUCAUCAUCUCUUGAAGUUUUGGCUGCUUUGGCCUUCGAUGACAAGGGAUUCUUGGCCAACAUGUGUGUUGACUCUGAGACCCACGAAAAACCAAAAUUCUACCAAGACUAUGUUCAACAAGUUCAAAAGGUUAUUGUUAGAAACGCUCAAGCCGAAUUCGAAGCUUUAUGGAAGUUGCACGAAGAGACUGGUAUCACUUACACUGAAUUGUCUGACAAGUUGUCUAUCGCCAUCAACAAGUUGGGUGAUGAAUUGGCCAACUCCAAGGAAUUGUGGGAAGACGAUGUUGAAUUUAGAAAUGCCGUCUUACUCGACUCUUUACCACCAUUGUUGUUGGACGUUAUUGGUAUUGAGAACGUUUUGGCUAGAGUUCCAGUUGCUUAUUUGAGAGCCUUAUUCGCCACUCACUUAGCUUCUCGCUUUGUCUACUCUAGAGGUAUUGAUUCCAACCCUGCUAAGUUCUUGGAAUUCAUUUCUUCCACCAGAAAAGAAUAUGUCAAGAAGGGUUUACUUAAAUUUUAA